UUCCGGGAGGAGCCGGCAUUGCGGAAGCUGGGCGUGCGUAAGGCUUAUGCUGCGGCUUUCUGUCUGGCGGCCUUGGUCCGAGUCGGCUAGGCAUGAAGAUCACCAGGCAGAAACACGCCAAGAAGCAUCUUGGCUUCUUCCGCAACAACUUUGGAGUCCGCGAGCCGUACCAGAUCCUGCUGGACGGCACCUUCUGUCAGGCGGCGCUGCGGGGCCGCAUCCAGCUGCGGGAGCAGCUGCCCCGCUACCUUAUGGGGGAGACGCAGCUGUGCACCACCAGAUGUGUGUUAAAGGAAUUAGAAACAUUGGGAAAGGAUUUAUAUGGGGCAAAACUGAUUGCACAGAAAUGCCAAGUUCGAAAUUGUCCCCAUUUCAAGAAUGCAGUGAGUGGAUCAGAAUGUUUGCUUUCCAUGGUUGAAGAGGGAAAUCCUCAUCAUUAUUUUGUGGCAACACAGGAUCAGAAUUUAUCUGUGAAAGUAAAGAAAAAGCCUGGCAUUCCUCUCAUGUUUAUUAUUCAGAACACUAUAGUCUUGGACAAACCUUCUCCCAAAACAAUUGCCUUUGUCAAAGCUAUAGAGUCAGGUCAGCUUGUCUCAGUGCAUGAGAAAGAAAGUAUCAAGCAACUCAAACAGGAACAGGGUUUAGUGAAAAACCCUGAACAGAGAAGAAGAAAAAAGCGCAAGAAAAUAAGUGGCCCCAAUCCUCUUAGCUGUUUGAAGAAAAAGAAAAAACCAGAGGACACAAAAUCGCCUGCUUCUAAAAAGAAAAAAAAAAGAAUAAGAAUCCGGAACAGAUCUACCUCAGAAGUACUUUCUGAGAAGCAGAAUGCAGAAGGAUAAUGAA
Sciurus carolinensis (gray squirrel) is the source of this 843-nucleotide messenger RNA. It is a transcript of the gene Utp23, whose product is annotated as UTP23 small subunit processome component. Gene Ontology annotation, cellular component: small-subunit processome; nucleolus. Gene Ontology annotation, molecular function: small ribosomal subunit rRNA binding. The transcript has 3 exons. The record is from RefSeq and is a predicted model, not a curated record. The coding region runs from base 93 to 839 and encodes 248 amino acids. Lineage: Eukaryota; Metazoa; Chordata; Mammalia; Rodentia; Sciuridae.